ACCUCACUCUGUUCCAUGCUAAUAGGGCACAAUUCAUGUGCCUUUUUCAAUCUAUUUUUCAUGGAAAUGAAGUCUUGUUUUGAAAGUUAAAGAAGGAUCUUUUGAAAACUGGAGAACCUCACACACAAACUCAGAAUGGAUGUGCAUGGAAACAGCAGGUUUCAAGAAGGGUACCAGUAUCUGGCUGGUAAUGAAUAUGACCAAAUUCAGGCAGCACGUGGUGGAUCACCAUCAUCUUUUGGAGUGAAGGUGCAGGUACAGGGCAUACAGGGACGUCCCUAUGUGGUACUAAAUGGACAAAAUAAGUCCUCACAUCCUCCUGUCCAUCCAGAUGUCUUUUUCAUGGAUCAGCUAGGUCAAGAAUAUGUUUCAACCAUGAAUGGUCAGGGUUUAAGCAUCCAUAGGCCUUUAAUUGAUUACAGGUCAAUGCGGCAGAUGCAGAUACCUCCUUCAGAAACUCAGUUCUCUACUCCAUCAUCUCCCUUGCUAAACUACCAGAGAAACCCUGCACUUCUCAGACCUUAUGAUCCCAGAAGCAACAAUAUGGACCUACAUGACUCUCCCAAUCUUAUUAAGGCUAAGUCUAACUUUGAUGUAAAUCAGUUCAGUACAAACACUUCAUCUGUUUCUUCAUCCAAUGUAAUGGUGAAGAGAACCAAAAUCCCUCUUCCUGGUACAGGGAGAGAUGACCUAGAUUUCGGACAAUCAUCAGCUGAAAGUGUUCCUUGCCGACAAUCGCAUAUCAUCUGCAGGCUGUCUGUACCUUACUCUGGUGAGGACAAUGGACAUUGCUCAGGUAGGGUCAGUAGAGUUAGACAUAGAAAGCAGUUGGAUCCCCAAGAGAGAAAACGAUCACAGAGUGCAGGUCCAUCUAGUUCUGGUCACUCUUCCAGGACAAGCCCAGUAUCUUCAGGAGGACAAAGGAUGGGAGAAGGAUUGGCUUUCCCAGCCUCCUUUAUUGGCUCUGUGUCCCGAAAUGAAAGUCUUCCAAAGGUGAGAACAGGAGACAAUAUUUAUGAAGCGGAUAAAAGAAGUCUCAUGGCAGCCGAGUUUGACGGAUUGACAAGAACUGAAUGGAUGUCACCAAGAUUAGUAAGAGCCAAUUGUAAAAAUGAAAGAGGAACCACAACCAGAUGUCCUCCACAAAAUAGUGGCCAUUCAAGCCCAGAAAGGGAGGCCCAGGUGACCCCUGAUAUUUUGAAAGGACAGCAGGAGCUUGUGGAUCAUCAACAUCAACAUGAAGACGUGACUAAACUGGCGUUGUUCAACUACCUCAAAGAAGGGAGUGGCGAGGGAGAUGAGAUCAUCAGGCAGAAGGUAAAUCUGCUCUUUGAGAAGAUCCAGAUGUUGAGGUCAUGUGCUGUCCAGAAUGUGGAGGAGCUGUCUGACUCAGUGGCUAAGGUGAAAGAGCUCCAGGAGAGAAAAAAUGAACUGGAGAGCCAGGUUGUUCAGCUAAAGCAAAAACUGGAGGAAGAAAUCAAGGACAGAGAAAGUCUAUCACAGGCAAGUGAGAAGACUUCAGAGGAGCUGAAAAGACUGCAAGAGAAGUUAAGUAGGAGUGAACAGGAGCAAGUCUCACUCCAACAGCGACUCACUGAUAUGGAGAAAGAGUUGCAAGCCUCAAUAGAAACAGUCCUGCAGCUCAAAAGGGAGCGAGAACGGAGUCGGGCAGAGACAAAAAGUCUUCAGCAGCAGCUCUCAGAUAUGCAUGAUGUACUGGACAACACUAAGAGCACAGAGCUCAAGGAGAAAGACUCCAUCCUACAGGAGCUAGCUAAUUUGCGCAUGGAGUUCCAGGAGCUGCAGCAGGUGCAUGAGGAACAGGAAGAUGUGUUGUGCUGGAAGGAGAGGGAGCUCACAGCCAUAAAGGGUGCGCUUCAGGAAGAGAUUACAGUCCAUGCCAAAGAGGUGGAAACACUGAAAGAGCAACACAAGGAGGAUAUUCAGAAGCUACUCAAGGCCAAAGAAGAAGUUAAAGAGAAUGUGACGGCUUUGGCUCAGAAGAAAAAGGAUGUGGAGGCUGAACAGAGAAAAAGUCAUGCCCAGGUUCAAGAGCUCAAUCUGGCUAAAGAGCAGCUCCUUGGCCAGGUUCGAAGUCUGGAAACCCAAAUCACAACCCUGAACAACAUCAUCCAUCAGUCAAAGAGCCAGGAGAAACAGCUCAGAGACCGCCUGGACAAGCUGAUGGAGGAGAAACAGGUACUUGAGGAGGAGCUUUCUGAGGUUAGACAGCAAGAGGAGGACAUGUGUGGUGCAAACAGAGCUCUUACUCGACACCUGGAGGACACACAGAGUGAACUGACGAAGCUGAACCAGGAGCAUCGGCAACUGAAAGAAAGACUGAAAGAGGAGGAGAGACAGAUGGAGGAGCUCAGAAAUAGCAAAAGGGACAUGGAGCAGGAAAGGAGGAGGCAUGACAGAUCCUUUGAGAAACUACAAGAAGAGAUAAAGAACGUGCUGGUGAAUUCAGAAAAAGAGACUCAGAGACUGCAGGACGAAGUGGACGAAGCCCGAGAGCAGAGCUCACAGGAGCUCAGUGCACUACGCAUACAGCUCCACAACACGCAAACAGAGCUGGAGAAACACUCACGAACCUCACAGGAAUUACAGAAAGAGCUGUCUGGGCUGGAUGCCGAGUUGGCUCAGCGUGAAGCAGAGUUGGAGAAGACUGAGCUAAAGUGUAAACAGCUGGAGAUGAGAGUGCAGGAACUGCAGGAGUGCAACAAAACCGUGCAUGAUGAUCGAGACCGACAAGUCAAAUUAAUGGAGGCGAGGGUAACUCAGCUACAGGAUGCCCUGACUGAGGAGCGCAGCAGCGGUGACACACUGGUGCAGAGAAUGGAAAAAGUUAAAGAGCAGGUAGAGCAGGUGAGAUCAGAACUGCUACAGGAGCGAUCAGUUAGGCAGGAACUGGAGUGUGACAAGAUCAGUUUGGAGAGACAGAACAAGGACCUGAAAAGUCGAUUGUCGCAUUUAGAAGUGUCUCAGAAGUCGAGUCAUGAAGGACUUGUCACCAAACUAGAGCUGCGAAUUCAGGAGCUGCAGGAGAGACUUAAUGAGCAGGAGAGAGAUAAUAACACUCUGGAGCAGGCAAACCGUAAGCUGGAGAGGAAGAUGAAGGAGAUAAAUAUGCAGGUGAACGAUGAACAGCUUUCACUACAGAACCAGAUGGAUCAGUUAACUCUUAGACUAAAGGUACUGAAGAGGCAGCUGGAUGAGGCAGAGGAAGAGAUAGAGCGACUCGAGAACAGUAAGAAGAAACUUCAGAGAGACCUGGAUGAACAGCAGGAGAUCAACGAGCAGCUUCAUAGCCAGAUCUCAAACCUGAAAACAGAGCUGAGGCGCAAAGUAAAACCAGUUCUGAAGUCUUUAAUUGAAGAUGAAGAUGAGGAAGAAUGGAAUCUGAGCACAAAGUGAACACAAAAACAAACUGAUUGAGAUAUAAUGUAAUGCUAAUGCUCUUCUCAGCCCACAUCCAUUUCUGUUAAUUUUUUAUUUUACUGUAUAUUUAUAUUUUCUAUUUUUUUUUGUAAGGGAAUGCACUGUCCUGGUAAUUGCCUCCAACCGGAGUAUUUUUUGAUGAUCUGCUUCCCCCUUCUGGUAAUUUUAAAAACAUUGCCGCAUCAUAUCCACGUGAUGGCGGAUUUGAUUACACUAAUGUCAUUUAUUUCAUAACAAGUUUUAUUAACUUGCUGGCUCAUAUAAAUGCUUGAAGCCUUAUAUUAUAUACGUGUGUAA
Messenger RNA from Clarias gariepinus (North African catfish), 3738 nucleotides. Its product is annotated as cingulin-like protein 1. The coding region runs from base 136 to 3417 and encodes 1093 amino acids. The record is from RefSeq and is a predicted model, not a curated record. The transcript has 19 exons. Gene Ontology annotation, cellular component: myosin complex. Lineage: Eukaryota; Metazoa; Chordata; Actinopteri; Siluriformes; Clariidae.